Molecule: messenger RNA, 3697 nt
Organism: Chinchilla lanigera (long-tailed chinchilla)
Lineage: Eukaryota; Metazoa; Chordata; Mammalia; Rodentia; Chinchillidae
Gene: Manba
Product: mannosidase, beta A, lysosomal
Exons: 17
Coding region: 57-2735 (892 amino acids)
Biological process (GO): glycoprotein catabolic process; carbohydrate metabolic process
Molecular function (GO): beta-mannosidase activity
Source: RefSeq, a predicted model, not a curated record
GGUCCAGGGGCGGGGCCUCUCGAGGGGACAAGUGCUGCCCGGGACGCGGUGGCGCCAUGGAGCUCCCUGGCUCUUCCGGCAUGCGAGUCCCGCUGCUCCCGCUGCUACUGCUGCUGCUGUCGGUGCCGGGCCGGGCGGGCCCCACGGCGGGCGUGCAGCCCUGGAGCCUGCGGGAUGGCUGGCGGGUGCGCAACGGGAACGGCUCACUGGAGCUGCCGGCGGUGGUGCCUGGCUGCGUGCCUGGCGCGCUGCUGCAGCGCGGCCUCGUGCAGGACCCUUACUACAGAUUUAAUGACCUUAACUACCGAUGGAUCUCCUUGGACAACUGGACAUAUAUCAAUGAAUUUAAAUUCCCCUUUGAUAUCAGCAAAUGGCAGAAAGUAAAUUUGGUUUUUGAGGGAGUUGAUACAGUGGCAGAAAUCUUCUUCAAUAAUGUCUUUGUUGGGAAAACAGACAACAUGUUCCGUAGAUAUAGCUUUGACAUCACCAGUAUGGCCAGAGAUGUGAGCUCCCUGGAGCUACGUUUCCAGUCGGCAGUGCUGUAUGCGGCGCAGGAGAGCAGAGCCCACACCGGGCUCCCGGUGCCGCCUGACUGCCCCCCGCCCCAGCAGCAUGGCGAGUGCCACGUCAACUUCAUCCGAAAGGAGCAGUGUUCCUUCAGCUGGGACUGGGGCCCCUCCUUCCCCACCCAGGGCAUCUGGAGAGAUGUCAGCAUUGAAGCCUUCAACGUUUGCCAUCUGAGCCACUUGACUUUCUUCCCUGUCUAUGAUAACACUGCCCAGGUGUGGAGUGUUGAAAUAGAAUCUACUUUUGACGUUGUCAGCUCAAAGCCAGUUGGUGCUCAGGUGGUCAUAGCCAUCCCUAAACUGCAGAUGCAGCAGACAUACAGCCUUGAGCUCCAGCCUGGGGAGAGAACUGUGGAGCUCUCUGUGAAAAUUAACAAGAGUACAACUGUGGAAGCUUGGUGGCCUCAUGGACAUGGAGACCAGACUGGGUACAACAUGACAGUGCUUUUUAAACUAGAUGGAGGCUUACACAUUGAGAAAUCUGCCAAGGUUUAUUUCCGAACAGUGGAACUUGUAGAAGAGCCCAUAGAGGGGUCUCCGGGGCUGAGCUUCUACUUUAGAAUCAACGGCUUCCCCAUCUUCCUGAAAGGCUCCAACUGGAUCCCAGCAGAUGCGUUCCAGGAGAGGGUCACCCCUGAUGUGCUGCGGCUCCUUCUGCAGUCAGCCGUGGACGCAAACAUGAAUGCAUUGAGGGUGUGGGGGGGUGGCAUCUAUGAGCAGGACGCCUUCUAUGAGCUCUGCGACGAGCUGGGGAUCAUGGUGUGGCAGGACUUUAUGUUUGCCUCUGCCCUGUACCCAGCUGACCAGCACUUCCUGGAUUCUGUGAGGGCAGAAGUUGCCUACCAGGUCAGGAGACUGAAACCCCAUCCGUCUGUCAUUCUCUGGAGUGGCAAUAAUGAGAAUGAGGGACUGCUGGCCACGAACUGGUUCCAAGUCCCCCUCAGGGACCUGGGCACCUACAUCAAGGACUAUGUGACACUCUAUGUGGCCAACAUCAGGGAGGUCGUCUUCGCAGGAGACAAGACCCGUCCUUUUGUGCCAUCCAGUCCUUCAAAUGGUAUUGAAACUGUGGCAGAAGGGUGGAUCUCGAGGGACCAUAAUAGCAACUAUUACGGCGAUGUGCAUUUUUAUGACUAUUACAAUGAUUGCUGGAAUUGGAACGUUUUCCCCAAAGCCCGAUUUGUGUCUGAAUAUGGCUAUCAGUCCUGGUCUUCCUUCAGUACAUUAGAAAAGGUCUCAGUGAAGGAAGACUGGUCUUACAACAGCACGUUCGCCUAUCAUCGACAGCACCAUCUGCAUGGCAACGAGAAGAUGGUUCACCAGGCUGCACUGCAUUUCAAGCUCCCGCAAGGCCCAGACCCUGUCCGCACCUUCAGAGACAUGCUCUACCUGACUCAGGUGGUGCAGGCCCAGUGCAUCAAGACAGAAACUGAGUUCUACCGCCGCAGCCGCAGCGAGAUAGUGAAUGGUGAGGGCCACACCAUGGGGGCGCUCUACUGGCAGCUGAAUGACAUCUGGCCAGCUCCUUCUUGGGCCUCUCUAGAGUAUGGCGGCAAAUGGAAGAUGCUGCACUACUUCGCCCGGCGUUUCUUCGACCCACUGUUGCCCGUGGGCUUUGAGGAUAAGGACGUGUUUUACAUUCACGGCGUGUCCGACCUGCAUGAGGACCGGAAUGUGAUGCUCACUCUGACAGUGCACUCCUGGAGCUCCCUGCAGCCUGAGUGUGCCCACACCACGAAGCCCUUGGUGAUGAAGGCAGGGGCCGCUACCCAUCUGUACAGUGAGCCCGUGGCCCACCUGCUGAGCAGGUGCGGGAGCUGCACCCGGCACACCUGCGUGUUCUCCUUCUACCUCUCAGAGGGCCGUGGGCGCGUGAGCCCAGUCAACUAUCAUUUCCUGUCCUCCCUAAAGGAUGCCAAGGGGCUGCUCAAGGCACGCAUCACGGCCACCAUCUCCCAACAAGGCGACACAUUUGCCUUUGACCUGGAGACAUCGGCGGUAGCACCCUUCGUGUGGUUGGACGUAGGAAGUGUCCCGGGGAGGUUCAGCGACAACGGAUUCCUUAUGACCAAUAAGACACAGACUGUUCUUUUUCACCCGUGGGCACCCACCAGCAAGAGUGACCUGCAGCGAUCUCUUCGUGUGACUUCCCUGAUGGACAUUUACUGAAGGGGCCCGGUUGUGCGUGUCCGCAGGUGACGUCCUCAGGCAGGGCUGCACGUACGCGUUCCUGGACCUGGCUGGGCUCGUUUCCUGAGUUAACCCCACAGGUGCUGUCACUAGGGCCCUUCCAAGAGUUCACAGGAAGGGGACAGUGGCAGUGUCUGUGGAACCGCACAUGGGAGGCUAUGAGGUCCCGUAGGCCUUUCAUAGUCAGCAUCGAGAAAUACUGUUCUUAAUUUUUGUUUUUAUUAGCACAAGUUUGUAGUACUUAAUGAUCAUGCUCACUGGGGGAGUUGUACAUAGCACAUCCAGUUGUUCCCAGCACCUCCCUCGCCCCUGCUUCUGUCUUGCUGAGUAAUCUCACCGAGAAGCCCGGUUAUUGUGGGUUCAGUCUUCAGAAUGACGGGCUUCUCGGUGACUGUCACGUUGAUCAUUAUUCCCAGACUGUUUAGGGGCUGAUCAUUGUUUGGUUACUAUUUGGGAGUAAGAUUGCUUGUCAUUUUGAAUUAUUAAAUAAAAUACUGCUUUAGUAACAAUAACUUAUUUUUCACAAGACCCUUAGUGUGAUCCUUUGAAAAAUAAACUGGCAUUGAAAUCACUGUGGGCCCUGGAAGUUUUGGAUGUCCUGACAUUGGCAUGUAUGUGGGGUGGGCUUCAGAUUUGGGUGAAUCCAAUGAGUUUUCCAGUUCAAAGGCCUGGAUUAAUGUGGGCCUGUCAGCCCUGGCACUAAAAUGAUGUUACUUUUAUCAACAGUUUAAAUCAUUUCUUUACAUCGAUUAACUGUAAGUUGCUUUAAAAUUGUUGACUUACUAUCACAUUUACAACAUUACAUUGAUAGAGAUAGGGGGCAAAAUGUUAACAUGUACCAAAUGUGAGUACAGCUAUGUGAAAUUUUUGUAUUAGUUCUGCAGUUUUUCUCUAAGUUUGAAAUGAUAUAGAAAUAAAAGCUGUGUAAAUUGCACUGACAA